Molecule: messenger RNA, 17778 nt
Organism: Patella vulgata (common limpet)
Lineage: Eukaryota; Metazoa; Mollusca; Gastropoda; Patellidae
Product: lipoxygenase homology domain-containing protein 1
Exons: 71
Coding region: 3993-14711 (3572 amino acids)
Biological process (GO): intracellular signal transduction
Molecular function (GO): protein binding
Source: RefSeq, a predicted model, not a curated record
UAUAAAUCGGUGCAUCCGGGUUCGUUUUCCAUGUAAACAUAUACGUUGUCUUAGUAUACAUGAUAUCGCAUAUAUAAAGAAGGUCACUUCAACUAUUACAGGUUGUCUGCGAUAUCAUCUAUUUCACGCACUCCAUCUGCAGACUACGUCCUACUCCAAUAUAAACAUUAUUUUAUAUACCUGUAUCAACACUGAAUACAGUCAUGGUGAAGAUCUGGCUUCGAGAUUCUGAUGAAUCGAAUCCAUCUCUUCCUCACCAAACAUCUCCACCGAUAUUCCUAAGUACUGAUGAAUUAUUUCAACGAACUGGUGUCAAAUAUAUCCAGGUAUCGGACGAUGCUUGUGAUGAUGAAAAUCAGCUAAAAGAACUAAGAAUAAAACAUGGAUAUGAACACUAUGAUUGGUUGGAGAUUAUUCCCGACACCACAGAAGAGCAUGCAAAAAGAAUGGCCAGAUUUUAUGAGGAACAUCUACAUGAGGAUCCUGAAAUACGUCUAAUAACAUCAGGGAACGGUUAUUUUGAAAUCCGUGACACAGAAGAAAAAUGGAUACGUAUUCACAUGACUCGUGGUGACUUGAUUGACCUACCACCAGGAAUAUAUCAUAGAUUUACUUUGGACACAAACGGAUAUAUCAAAAUGCUGAGACUAUUUUCUGAGAUUCCUAAAUGGUCUGCUGUAAACAGAUGUGAAAAUGACGCUCAUCCUGCUCGUACCAGAUAUGAACAGUUUAUGAAAGAAGCUGUCACAGUUUAAACGUUGUCACAAUCUUGGUCAUGUCCAUUAUUUUAUUUUAAUUUUAAAACUAUUGCACAACAUGUUGGGUUUAUUUUUACUGUAAAAACUGUUUAUACUAUACUUAUUAAACAUACAUUAUGCAAGAGCUAAAUCUGCCUAUUGCAGGUCUUUCUUUAGGCCUGAAAUGUUAUCUAAAUUAUUAAUUAGACAUUAGCCUGCGAUAUUUACUGGAUUAGGAUCCGAUUAAAUCAUGAAAUGGAUAAUCGAGACUGUUUUUAUCGUACCUACUUUAGUUAUGAUGAUCGAGGCUAGGCCGAAAUUUCAAUCGCUAAAUUCUCGGUUCAGUGUAUAUCAAUUUGACUGAAAUUUUCAGCAAAUACCCUUUAAGUUAUCUGGUUUUUAAAUAUUAUAGUGAGAAAUGCCAGCCCUUUAUCUAAUCUCCCAUAAUCUAUCUUUAAGCUUAUUACCUAAAAAAAAUUGUAACAGUAAUAGAUAGGCUUGCGUGCAGUUAAAGAUACCAGAAUUGUUAAAAACUUUCUUUUCAGCAAACUCAUAACAAUGGCGGCUUGGAAUCAACAAAAACUAUUUAAUAAACUUCAAAUAAUGGCCUUAUCGUCAGUCAUUAUUGAUUGGGUUGAAUAAUUUUUGGAUCAAUAUGUUAUUUAAUAAGAAUAUUCUUUAUGGCGUAGAGUCUAGAACUUUAUAUUGAACUUUUAUUCUGACGUGUUACCUCUUUAAUUAUAGUUAUUACAAUUGGGUAAAAAAAAAAAACCACUAUACAACACGGAAAUGGGGUUUAACGUCCUAGAUUUCUGUACCAACCGGGGUAAUGAAGGCAGGAAUAUUUAAUAUUCAGCUUAUAACAAGAACGAAUAAAAUGUAUUUAAAAAAAUGUCUUGGUAGAGUUGUGUUAUCUGAGGAUAAAUGAAUGAAGUAUGUACGCUUUCCUAUUAUGAGUAUGGUGUGUCUAUAAAUGUUUUGUUUUGUAAGGCUGGUUUUUGGUAACAUUUUAGAUAUUUUAUUUUUAUUAAACUGUUGGAAUAAGGGGUCUAAAGUUCUGUUCUGUUGAAACCACUAUAUGUACGUCACGUUAAACCCGAAAUGAAAUGAAAUAAGGUUUAACGUCCUACUUUGCUGCACCAAUCGGGCUAGCGAAAACGGCCAUACGCCAUGUAAAGUACUGGGAGGGAAAUUUUGUCCGGACAACGGCGCUAUGGCCUACUCAUAUUUCUAACUUCAACUCUCAAAGGCUCUUGACGUGCACGCCAACAUGUAGGCCUACACCAGACUUCGGUUUUUCGUCCCACCCGAAAAACGAAACACUCCUGCAUCACUGACAAGGAGAAACCAAGCUGGAAUUUUCUCGACCCCCACACCGUGAUCGAACUCCAGACCGCCUGGUUAGUUAGCCAGCGCCUUACCCACUGAGGCACCGCGGCUCCUAAACGCUUAAGUGUAAUACUUUGAUCCUUGAGACAAUUUGGGUUCUUUGGAAAAUUGUUGCUUCACUCUGUCUAUAGAGUCAAAUCACACGUACUUAAUGAACAUGAAUUUAUAGUUAUACAUAAAAAAAAAACCCAGUGAUAUUUUGGUUAAAUCAUAAUCAUUGUCAAGAUAUCCACCAAAUUCUGGCUGUUAAUCGACCUAUGGUUGGUAGACCAAAUAAGGUAAUGUCUCCUCAUUUAGUCGUGUGAAAUAAAGUGGUUUGUUUCAUAUAUGGGGGGGGGGGGGUCACGUGGCUAAGUGGGUAAGACGCUGGCUCGCUAGCCUGGAGGUCGGGUGUUCGAUCCCUGCAUUGGAAGGAGGGUCUGACAAGGACAGCUGUCUAGUCGUUCGGAUUGGACGAAAAACCGAGGUCCCGUGUACAAAUUGGCGUGCAAUGAAUGGGAAAUGCGGUAGUAGAGCGUCAAAUUUUAUUUUAUUUUUUAUUUGUGGGUUUCCCGGUCAGUGUAAUAUAGGCGUGAGCAGAACACGGCACAUCCAAUUCAUACAUGACAAAGUUAUUCGAAAUUCAAGGAGCCACAGUGGCUAAGUGAGUAAGACGCUGGCGCGCUAGCCUGUAGGUCGCGGGUUCGAUCCCGGUGAUGGGCCGAGAAACUUUCCGGUUUGGUUUCGCCUUGUCGGUGGUGUAGGACGGAGGCCCUGACAAGGACAGCUGUCUAGUAGUUCGUAUGGGACGAAAAACCGAGGUCCCGCGUACACAUUGGUGUGCACGUGAAAAGAUCCCUUGGCAGUUGGAAUUCGAUACAAGAGUAGGCCGUAGCGCCACUGUCCGGGCAAAAUUUCUCUCAUUUCACACUGUAUGGCGGAUGUCUGUCUUCAUUAGCCCAGUCGGGGCAGAACAAUAAAUUGGAGUGUUCUAGUGACAAUAUAUAGCGAACACCGAAACACAAAAAACACACGGCGGGAGUUCUGGGUGGCCAACCCUAAUAAAUUUGGAAAAUGGAACGUUGUAAAUGUCAUUUCCGACACUUUCGGGAGCUGGACCCCAUAGAUUAAAAUUAUUGAGCCUGAGCGGGGAGGGUGGGUGGGGGCCCUAGCUCCUAAUUCAUCCCAGCCCUAUCCCCCUCUUGGAUCAGCGCCUGAGAGUCAUCUUAAGACUUGUUUUAAAGAAAAAUAUGGGAUCCAUUUGGUAGGGCAGUGACACAUUGAAUGGGCAAGCAUAAUUUCAUGGGUAUGCCUCCUCCAUGGUUGGCGUUUUUCGGGGAUUAGGGGAGGGUCGAGGCAAAUAGUGAUGGAGCAAGCACGUAGUAAAGGGGGGGAAAGUCCGUAACCGGAGUUUAAGUACUGAGUAUUUUAAUUAGGUUAUUUACAUAUAAAGCAGUAAUAAAAAUAAUGAUUAAAAACCUAAUAAAAAAUUCAUGCAUAUCAAAAGGUUGGUUUAAAACACGGUGUCGUGAAGAAAAUCCGAGUUUAUGCAUUUUCAGUUUAAGGGAGUUAACUCGUGUUUUAUCUGGAGAUCAAUUACCACUAAAGGUAUGAAAGGUGUUCGGUUAGUAACUACCUAGUAAAUAUCUCUAACUGUUAACCUGUAUUGAUCAUGCGCAUCGACUACCUGUCUUUAGUGUUAGUUGAUAUCACGUGAUUAGAAACGGCCCAAUUUUAUCACGAAUUUGCGUUUUCACCAACUUGACGUAAAAAUAUCAUGCAACUUCUGAAAAAAUAAUGGAUUUUGACUAUCAGAUAUGAAUUUAUAAUGUGCUCACAGGGUGUUGGAUAGAAUAAGAAAACCAGAUUUAAGUAAAGGAAAUCAAAAUGGCUGACGAAUAUAACCCUGGAUCAAGUGGAGAUGGCUAUUACUUUAACUAUCGUAAAACAUUACAUGAUCCCAUUCAAGCCAAAACUUGCUACUUUUACAAAGAUAAUGAUUAUAAACAAGCUGCUGCCAAGGUUGCGAUUCAUCCUAAAAGAUACAGAAAGUUUGAUAAUUUACUGUCUGAACUUACACGUUUGAUACCAUCUUUACCGUUUGGUGUACGUAGUGUUUAUACCCCUCGAGGUCGAUCUCAUAUUUACAACACAGACAGUCUUAUGCAUGAAGGCCGUUAUAUUUGUUCCACACAUGGUCAUUUUGCCCGUGGAGUAGAUGUAGCCAGAGUUUGUCCUCCAGAUACGUGGCACUUAGCGAAGCCUGCUAGUGGACAGCGGCAAUUAAAUGUGCUACUACAAGAACAUGAAUAUGAUGAAUUCUCAAGGGCUAAAAGGAGACGUUUGGCGCGAAGUGGUGGAAUUAUUUACAGUGGGAAAAGACCAAAGAAAAUUACUGUGAUGCGUAAUGGAGACCCUUCUUUCAGACAUUUAAUGCUAUUGAAUCGUAAAACAGCCCAAACAUUUGAUCAAGUUAUGGAAGAUAUGAGUGAUAUGUUUAAAUUUGCCGUCAGGAAACUUUACACGAUUGAUGGCAGACGGAUUACAAGUUUAGCUCAACUUUUUAAUGGUCCUGAUGUUCUGGUAGUUGCUGGUCAUGAACAGUUUAAAGCUAUGGUUGGUUUUAUGUAUACACCCAUGCCACCAUCAACACGUGGAGGUUCUUUACGUAGUGCACGAGAUAUAAAUACCAGUAAUAAACGUCGCACCAGAAGAGACAGAUUGAUAAAAUCAAGAGGAAAAUGGAGAGUUAGUGUUGUUACAGGAGAUGAACCAUCAGCCGGUACCUCGGCUCAAGUCAUUCUUACAAUAUAUGGUCAAAAAGGCAAUUCUGGUCCACUCAAUCUUGGAGAUCCUGAUGGCAAUUACUUUGAAAGUGGUAACUCCAAUGAUUUUGAGAUAUUUGCUCCUGGUAUUGGUGAGAUCUAUAAGAUUCGUAUUGGACAUGAUGAAACAGGAAGUCAUCCAGCAUGGUAUUGUGAGGAGGUCCGACUAUCAGAUGUUGAUACAGGAGAAGAGUUGGUAUUUGUUUGUCAAGAAUGGAUGGAUAGUGAACGUGGUGAUCAGGAGACAUGUAGAGAAAUACCUGUUAAACGCAAGGGUGAACCAACAUUACCAGUUGUGACUUACGAAGCUACAGUAACUACUGGAGAUUUGUGGAAUUCUGGUACCCAUGCCAAUGUCUAUCUGACUAUAUAUGGUGAUCGAGGAGACACAGGUGUGCGUCAGUUAAAACCUGCUAAGGCAAAUAGUUUUCAACAAGGACAGAGUGAUGUUUUUCAAAUAGAGGCAGUAUCACUGGGUAGAUUGAAGAGAAUUAUAGUAGGCCAUGAUGGAACUGGACAAGGUAAUGGUUGGAACUUAGAGAGAAUUGUCGUUAAAGAUCCCAUUAAAAAUGAAUAUUUCAAUUUUUACUGUGGAAAAUGGUUAGAUGAAGGAGAGGAUGAUGGUAAAAUUGUUCGUGAAAUUCAGGCUCAAGAAGAAUACAUGGGAGAUAUUUUAGAGAAACGAAAUUGGGAAAGUGAAAAAUGGAAAUUUGACUCAAAGAAUCAGAUCAAGCUGAUAUCAGAAUUAACUGGUAAAGCUUUACGUAUUAAAGGAGAUGGUAGUGUGGAUGCUAUGGGUGACCUAAAAGAAGAAUGGGUUGUAUUUAAUGUUACUGCUAAGAAGAGUAUGGUCAGAUCUUUUGGUAGUUUGUUGAAUAAAAAUUAUCAUCUAGCUAUUGAUAAUGGUAGAACUGUUGGCCAUGGUAAAGGGGGAGCCUACUGUGAUUUCCGUAUUCAUGUACAACAUGAUUUAACAGUCUUAUUAGAAUCUGUCAAAUAUCCUCUACAAUUUCUAACGUUACUAGAUAAUGGCCGACCAGCUGACCCUAGAGGUGGUGUAGAUACCGACAGUUCGAGGAUCUUUUAUGUUUAUUGUAAGGGAAUGUUCCGUAAUAGAGGCGUCAUCAUGUUACGUACGUCUAAAACACAGACACUGGCUCAAGAUUCAGAAGAAGGAAUGUAUGGUACAGGAAAGAUCAAUCGUACCGCUCAUUUUAAAGUUCAUAAAGUAGCUGAAAAUGGUGUUAGAAUGUUUGAAAGUUUAAUCAAUCCUGGUCGAUUUAUUCGCAUGCAAGAUAAAAGAAUUGACUGUCAAGGAGGGAAAGAUGAAGACUCACAUUUUAUUGUUGCAAAAUAUCCAGAUAAAGGUUAUAUUACGUUAGAAUCAGCCACACAACGUGGAUUAUUUAUAGGAUUAACACCAGAUGGAGAAUUAAAACCAACAGUUGAUACUGGAGGAAAGAAUGUCUGCUUAUAUCCAGAAGUUAUAGAAUUUGGAAUACCCAAGAGAAGAAAUCUGGAUUAUGACUAUGAUAAUUAUGACGAUCAUAGCCAAGCUCAAACUCACAGAUCACCCAGAACACCCAAAACACCCAGAUCUUCGAGAUUAGAGGAUGGUAUGUGGAAGAUUACAGUAUCUUCAGCUGAAACUUUAAAAAAUGGUGAUGUUAGUCUGGUUGCCUAUGGUGAUAAGGGUAAUACAGGACCAAUAACCCUAGCAGCACCAGCAAAGAAUGGUCCCAUAUUCCAAAGUGGGAGUGUUGAUGAAUUUACUGCUAACUUGUCAAAAGCUGGCAAACUUUUCAAAGUUCGUUUGGAAGUCGAACCCAAAAAUAAAAACAAUGAUGCCUUGUGGAAAGUACGAGAAGUCAAGAUGGAGGACUUAAAAUCUAAAGAAAUUAUAAAAUUAACUUUCAAUCGAUGGUUGUCUCCUAUACAUGAUGAUGGGUCUAUAGUACGAGAACUUCCUGUUGCUGAAGAUGAGGAUGACAAAUUACCUGUAUUAACAUAUAGUGUUAUGGUAUAUACUGGUAAAGAAAAGGGUGCUGCUACAGCUGCUAAUGUCUAUGUAAAUCUAUUUGGUGAAAAUGGUGACUGUGGUAGAAGAUUAUUACAUCAGACAAAAAAUAGCAAAAAGUUCCAAGCUGGUCAAGUUGACGUGUUUGAAGUUGAAGGUGUUUAUCUAGGACGUCUGUCCAAAUGUCUGGUCGGACAUGAUGGUACAGGAGCUGGAGAUGGCUGGUUCUUAGAUAAAAUUGUUGUUAGAGAAAGUUCAACAUCUAAAGUUGAAUAUGUCUUCCCCUGUAAUAAAUGGCUAGAUUCGGGUAAAGAUGAUAGAAUAAUAGAGAGAAUGUUACCAGUUAGCGAUGCGGUAAUUCCUGUUCCACCUUCUGAAAUUAAAGUAAGAGAUACUGCUGUAAACACCACCUCUGAUGAGUCUGUUCACAAAUCCCAAACAAAAUCAAAUCUAAGCGUUCCUUCACAACCCCCUUCUAAUCCUAAUAAGUCAGAAAGUUCUAGAAGUCCAAGACCAACUUCAACUAAGGUUAAUUCCAAAAAUAGUAUGAAUAGAAGGAGAAAUAGUAAUAAUGGAAAUGGAACUGAUUUUCAGAGAACCAUUUCAUUAAGUCCAUCUAGUCCCACUGAUAUACCCUCCAAGUAUGCUGUGUUACCUCCUAUCAGUGGUAGCAAAGAGGAGGAAGUCUCUCAAGCUAAAGAUGAAACGGAAAAUGGUGCUAACUCACUAUCAAAAAGUGACAGUAUCUUUGAAUCCCAGGAAUUAGACUCCAUAGAGGAGGAAGAGGAGGAAGAAAUUGUUCUACCCGUGCCAGAAAAAUCAGAAACGAUCCAUACACAGGUUUCACAGCUGCAAGACAAUCUGGGAUCAGAAGAUAAAGAUUCUCCCAACAAAGAGAAAACCGAAAUUCUAGAUAAAGAAGCUUCCAUCAAUUCGUCAGGACCUGAAGUAGAAGGAAAUGAUGAAACGGAAGAAGUUCACACAGAAAUUCCUGAAAAGGAGGGUAGCAUUGAUUCACCAAAACCUAUAGAAGAAACUAAUAAGACACCAAAACCUUUAGAUGCUAUGGAAGAAAAUAAUAAGACACCAAAACCUUCAGACGCUGUAAAAGAAAAUAAUAAGACAUCAACAGCAGAUGAUGAAACUCACUCAGUAUCAGAACAGCAGGAUGAGCAGGCACCAGAUUCAGAAAACAAUCCAAGUGUUUCAGAAAAACCUGAAGGAACAUCAUCAGAAGAUAGAUUGCCACCACUAGGACAAAGUCCAGAUUUAGUUGAAGAAUCUAGUCCAGAGGAGCUGACAGAAAAUAAUGACACCAACAAAGAUUUUCAAACUAAGGGAAGAGAAUCUCAAGAAGUUACAAUAAAUGAGGAUCCUGAAGAAUCAACACACCCAGAAAAAUCAGAUGUGGGUAAAGUAAGUGAUGAUCGAACAGACACAGUUCCUGAUCAACCUGAUCACGAAAAAGAUCGAAUUGAGGAUUCAAAAUCUGUUAAAUCAGAUCAUUACGGUGAAGUAGAACAAGAUGAGGUCACAGAAAGAACUGAACCCGAAGAUGCAUCAGAGGUAGUUCCUCAGGUAGAAAAGAUUGACAGUGAUAGAAAUACGGAUAAUGAUGAUGAAUAUGUGCAACCAGUGACAGAAAAUGAGGAUAAUGAUGAUGAAUAUGUGCAACCAGUGACAGAAAUUGAGGAUAAUGAUCAAGCAAUAUCAAACAAUACAGCUGAAUCAGAUUUCAACCAAACUGAAGAAACAGAACAAAGUACACAAGAUACAUCGCCUGUCAUAGAAGAAUCUUUGGAUUCUAAAAUACCAUUAGCUGACUCAAAAGAUUUACAACAGCAAAUUGAAAAUGAAAAUUCUAUAGAAAAGGCUAAUGACUCAGAAGAAAUUGCUACACCUAAAGAAACAAAUGCAAUGCUUGAAAGAACUGUUGCAAAGGAACCAUUACAAGAAAAACCAAAAGAUGGCGAUUGGAAGGUUUAUGUUACUACUGGUAAUCAACAAGAUAUGGGUACAGAUAACAAGAUAGAACUAUAUGUAUAUGGUAGUGGUGAGGUUAGAGGUCCUAUACCAUUAGGUGUUGGUAAAAAAGGUGGACCAUUCCAAUCUGGACAAACAGAUGAAAUCAAGGUAAAUUUAGGUACUAAACUAAAAGAAUUACAGAAAAUAAGAAUUGGUUUUGAUGGAAGAACACAUGGGGACUGGUUUUUGGAAGAGGUCAAGCUCGAAAAUCUGUCAAAUAAGGAAGAAUAUCAGUUUAAAAUAAAACGUUGGCUUUCAAAAUCCCAUGAUGAUGGAGAUACAUGGCGUGAGGCAGCUGUAGUUAAGAAAGGGGAAGCUACUCCCAUUAAUGCUAUUUAUACUGUAGAAGUAACAACUGGUAAUCUACCUAAAGCUGAUACAUCAGCUGAUGUUUAUAUCAAUAUAUAUGGUAAAAAAGCGGACUGUGGUAAAAGAUAUUUACAUGCACCAAAUUAUAAAGAUAAACCAUUCCAGAUAGGCAAGACAAAUAUAUUUGAGAUAGAAGCUGUACCAUUGGGUGAAUUUGAUAAAAUUAUUGUUGGCCAUACUGGUAAAGCUAUAGGUGCUGGAUGGUUUCUAGAGAAAAUUAUAAUCACUGAUAUUAAUGGUGAAGAAUCUCAUUUCAUAUGUAAUAAAUGGUUAGAUAGUGGAAAGGGUGACAAGAAAAUAGAAAGAGUUAUCUACCCUGAUUCAUUAAAGACUAAAACCCCAGUUCCAGCAACUAGUAAAAUAAAGAAAGAUAAACCAGUACAAGUUAAAUCAACACCAGUUCAACCAGCUGCUAAAAAAGCAGUUAAAACAUCUCCCAAACCAGUAUCUACAUCAGAUCGUAUUUACCAACUAUGGGUAAAAACAUUGAAAGAUUCUAAACCGGCUAAUGGAGGAUCUGUGAGUAUAACGGCUUAUGGUAGUGAAGGUAAAAGUCAUAUGAUAGAAUUAUUACCAGAACCGGGAUCAAAGGAGAAAUUAUUUGAACCAGGAAAUGUCGAUGAAUUUGAGGUAAAUGUGGGUGAUAUUGGUGAGAUAUAUAAACUACAAGUUACAAGAGAUGAUACAUUAACAUGGGAGGGCUGGCAUUUAGAGGAGAUCCGUUUAUUAGAUAAAACAAGUAAAGAGGAAGCUGUGUUUGAAUAUAAUUGUUGGUUGUUAAGAAAUGAUGAUGGUAAUAGUCUGGUACAAGAACUUCCUGUAUAUAAACAGAAUAAACCACUUCACCCAGUGCAUACCUAUAGAUUAUCAUUAUAUACUGGAGAUCAUUGGGCUGGUGAAACUGAUUCUAAUGUUUUUAUCACUAUAUUUGGUCGUCAUGGAGAUACUGGAAAACGUGGCUUUUACCAACCAAUAAAGAAACCAUUAAAAUUCCGCAAAGGACAGAUUGAAACAUUUGACGUACAAGCUGUAGAUUUAGAUGAUUUAGAAAAGAUUGUGGUCGGCCAUGAUGGUAAAGGUCAUGGAGCAGGCUGGUAUUUAGACAAGAUAACUGUAACAGAAACAACUGGUGAUAAAUCACACAUGCAGUAUAUAUUUCCUUGUGGUAAAUGGUUAGAUGAAGGUGAAGGUGAUGGAUUAACAGAGAGAGAACUUAGACUACUAGAUCAGAAUAAUUCAAAAGAAAGAGCUUCUACUCGUAGCAAAUCACAAUCACAAGGUAAAUGGAAAGUACUUGUUAAAACCAGUGAUAUAGAAGAUGCUGGAACUAAAGCUAGAGUCUAUUUGACGGUAUUUGGUAGUAAAGAUAAUACAGAUACUAUACCACUAGGUGAUGGUGGAGUUCAUUCAACAGAUUUUGAUCGAGGAAACGAAACAGAUUUUAUGAUAUCAGUUGGUGAUAUAGGAGAUGUAAUAAAAAUAAGAUUAGAACAUAAUAAUGAAGGUCCAGAACCAUCCUGGCAUUUAGAUUGGCUAAAAUUGACCAGGGAAGAUACAGGAGAAGAAUUAGUUUUCUAUGGUGACUGUUGGUUGGCUGAAGAUCAAGGAGAUAAACAGAUUUGUAGAGAACUACCGUUUGUUAAAUUUGGGCAGACACCAUUAGCAGUCUUGCAGUACAUAGUUUGUAUGCAGACAGGUAAAGACAGAGAAGCAGAAGCUACAGAUUCUAUUGUAUCCAUCAAUAUUAUUGGUCAGAAGGGUGAAACUGGUAUUCGGCCAUUGGUUAAUUCUAUUAGUGGAAACAAUAUUUUAUGGAAAUCUGGAGAUGUUGAUUAUUUUAUGAUAGAGGCAGCAGAUGUGGGCAAAAUUAACAAAAUAAGAGUUGUAUUUGAUGGAGAUGACAAAGAGAACAACUGGUAUCUAGAAAGUGUUUGUAUACGAGAAGGACCAUCAUCUAUAUUGGAAUCUAUGUUUCAAUGUCAACAGUGGUUUGAAGUAAAGAAUAAAUCUGAUGAUGUAGCAAUAGAAUUCUACCCAAAAGAAAUCAAAAUUGCUAGUGCCUUGCCUAAUAAUUUAACAAAUACCUUACCUUGUAAGAAAUUUAAAGCGUCAAAAGGAAAUUGGUCUAUUACCAGUUACAUUGGUUCACAGACUGAUGCUGGAACAAAUGAUCCUGUCUAUCUAACUGUGUUUGGAUCUUCAAGCCACAGCAGCCCAAUACAAAUUAAUAAGUCUGGGGCCUUCAAGCCUAAUUCAGUUGUUAAAACACAGAUGACUUUAAAAGACAUUGGAAGUAUAUAUAAGAUUGCUGUAUCCCUACAUCCAUCAUCAAAGAGAUCUGCCCUCUUUCUUAACAGAUUAAAAUUGAAAGAUGAUGAUAGCCAAGAAGAAUUUAAUUUUGAAUAUAAUGAUUGGAUUAAGACCAGUGAUGAAAGUCCAGAAGGAACAGUUUAUCUACCAGCUAUACGACCUGACAUUCCACCAUAUCCAGAAACCACUUAUCUAGUCAAAGUAACAACAGGAAAUAUUUCACUGGCAGAAACAGAUGCUCGAAUAUUCUGUAAUCUCAUUGGUCAUCUAGGAGAAUCAGGAGAGAUGCCCUUAACCAAAGCCACCAAUGGAAAAGCAGAACUAUUCGAGAGAGGACAGCUUAAUAUUUUUGAAGUCAGUACAUUAGAUAUUGGUAAUGUUAAAAGGAUGAUAAUUGGUCAUAAAGAAAUAGGGCGUGGCUGUGGAUGGUAUUGUGAAAAGGUGAUUGUUUCUCCCAAAACCAAAGGAGCUGCAGAGACAAUUUUCAUUUGUGAUAGAUGGUUUGAUUCUGGUUGUGAUGAUCGUAACCUAAUGAAAGAAUUCUCUCCCCUUGCUAGUCUUCUUCCUCAAGACACCAUACCCCAACCUGUAAAAACUAAAUCAAAGGGUAUAUGGAUGUGUACAGUUAUAACGGCUGAUGAAGAUAAAAGAUCCUUAUCUGUUACUUCAUCAAAUAAAAAUAAACAAGUCUCCAUUCUUAUACAUGGUAAUAAGAAUGUAUUUGGACCCAAGGAACUUAGUGAUAAAAAUCGAGAUUUGUUUCAACCUGGACAAAAGGAUAUAUUCCAUGGUUUAAAACUUGAUUCUGUUGGUGAAGUACAGAAAAUACAAGUCAGUCUGGGAGACAAUGAUUCUCCUUCUGAAUGGUUCAUUCAAGAGGUUUUACUUAGAGAUGAAGAAACAGGAGAAGUUCUACGAUUUGACUUUAGUCGUUGGGUUGGGGAGAUCGGUGCUGAUUUGAAAAAAGAAAUGCCUGUCAUUAAGUCAGUUGAUAAUUUUAACAAAGUUCUACCAUAUCAAGUUACUGUUCAUACGUCUGAAAAGAAAGGGGCUGGUACAAAUUCACAUAUCUGUGUAACACUGUAUGGUAAAAACUCUAACAGCGGAAGACAUAAAUUGUUGAAUGAAAAAUCACAGCCAGUUUUUAUUAAACCUGGACAGGUUGACAAACUUCAGAUUGAAUGUGUUGACCUUGGUGACCUUGAGAAAGUUGUAGUUUGGAAAGGACCAGGAGAACCAUGGUUACUAGAGAGAAUUAUUGUUAAAAAACAACAAUACUCAUCAGAAGAAUAUGUCUUCGAAUUUAACAGAUGGUUAAGUAAAGAUAGUAGAACUCGGGAAGAAGAAGAUACUCAAACUCUAACCAGAUUACAGCCUAGUAAUAUAGUAGCACCAUUAGAUAAAUCUACUAAACAACAAACUUCACGUGGUCGAUACGAGAUACAAACCAUAACAGCAGGUGGACAAUCAUAUACUAAGAUAUCUGAUAUAGUUGUUGUCUUCUGUGGUGACAAAAGUGAAAGUUCACCAUUGCAGUUAGAUCCACAAUCUACAGCCAAUUUCGAGCCAAAUCAAACAAAACGUUUUCAGGUACAUGUUAAAGAUGAUGUUGGAGAAUUAUAUAAAAUGAGAGUUGGUUAUUUUGACAACAGCCAGCCAAAAACCUGGAAUUUAGAAAAGAUGAUAGUACAAGAUGUUGAUAGUAAAGAUAGAUUCUAUCACAUAUUUAAUGAUGGUAUUGAUGUUGAUGAUAAGCUAGAUGGCUGGAAAGAAUUUCCUGUAGAAUGGCCAGCAAUAGCCCCUCUUCCAGUCAUAAAUUACCAAAUUGAACUACAUGGUGAUACUAAAAAGCCACCAAAUAAAAACCAGUUGAUGUGUCAAUUAUUUGGAGAGAAAGGUUCAACAGGGGAGAGAAUUCUGAAAAAAGUUGUUUCUCAACAAAAACAGGUAUUUUUAUAUCAACUUGAAGCAGUCAGCUUGUUGAACAUCUAUCAAGUCAAGUUAGGACAUAAAAACAAAAAGAAAGGUGGAGGUUUCCACUUACAGAAAUUACUGGUUAAAGAACCACAAAGAGGUGGAAGAGAAUUUAUAUUUGAAUGUAACCAAUGGUUUGAUGUCGGAGAAGGUGAUCAAAUGAUAGAGAGAAUAUUAUCUACAGCACAAGGUAGACCAGCUCCAGUAGCAUCACCUGUUAAAACUGCACCAGCACCAACUCCUAAACCUACCCCAGCACCUAAAUCACCAGAAAAGAAGCAAACACCAAAUGGUGAUUGGAAAAUAGAAAUACAAACAUCAGAAGUAGAUGAUGCAGGUACAGAUUCUAAUGUUAUGUUAACUGUAUUUGGUAACGAUGGUAACUCUGGUCCAUUACCGCUUGGCGAAAAAGGAAUUGGCUUCUUUGAAUUUGGACAAUCUGAUGAAUUUGAGAUCUGGUUAGAGCCAUCUGAUAUUGGUAAAAUCAGGAAGAUUCGAUUAGAACAUGAUAAUUCUGGUCAUGGACCUGGCUGGCAUGUGGACAAGGUUAUUAUGUCGAACUUGGGUAGUAAAGAAGAGAUUAUAUUUCCUAUCAAUAGAUGGUUAUCAUAUGAUGAUAAGUAUGGUGAUAUUGUUGUAGAAGUUCCAGCAGAUAUACCAAAUUCUAAAGUACCAGAAGUGUACAGAUAUUAUGUUGAAACUAUCACAAGUAAUGAUUGGGGUUCUGGUACUGAUUCCAAUGUCUAUAUAAAUAUCAUCGGUAGUCUGGGCGAUACUGGUAUACGAUUUCUAAAAAAUAGCUUGGAAGACAAGAACAAGUUUGAAUCGGGAUCGACUGAUAGUUUUGAGAUAGAAGCUGUUGACAUUGGGAAGAUCCAGAAGAUCAUUAUAGGCCAUGAUGGAUUUGGAGCAGGAGCUGGUUGGAAAUUGGAUAAAGUAAAUGUUAGACAAUCAAGAACAUCCAGUGAAGUCUUUGUUUUCCAGUAUAACAAGUGGUUAGAUGAAGAUAAGGAUGACAGAAAGAUUGAAACUGAACUUAAACUUACAAAAACUCUUACAGAUAAUAAAGCUAAACUUAACUUUUAGACUUGAAUAAUAAAUUAUUAAUGAUCUGCAUUCACUAGAUACACCGCUGCUAUUACAAAUGUUAAAGUUUACAGUACUUAAACUAUCACUUAAGUGGUAAAUCUAAAAUUAAGAUUUAAAGGUCACCAGUAAAGCUUUAUAAAUUUUUUAAAUAAUGCAAGUAAUUAUGUCAACAUAUGAGCAGAAGGACUAAAAUGAUCUCAGAUUGUUUUUUGACCGAAAGUUACGACUACUCACGGAGAAUGUAGGAUUAUACUUAUGGAAAGGAUAUGUUGACAUAAUUACUUGCAUUAUUUUAAAAAAAAAUUUGAAGCUUUCUGGUAACCUUUACUUUAAACAUAUAUUAUGCAAGAGCUAAAUCUGUCUAUUGCAGGCCUUUUCUUAGGCCUGAAAUGUUAUCUAAAUUAUUAAUUAGACAUUAAUUAACCUAUCCAGACCAUAAUCAACUCUAGAUGGCAUCACUAGCUUGUGAUCUUUAGUGGAUUAUGAGUCGAUUUACUGCAUAACUUUCCUUCACGAUUUAACGAUUAAAUGGAUAAUCGAGACUAUGCUGUUUAUCCUACUGACUUUAGUAAUGAUGAUCAAGGCUAGCCGGAAAUUUCAACCACUUAGUUCUCGGUUCAGAGUGGAUCAAUUGGAAUGAAUUUCCUGCAAAUUGCCUUUACAUUAUCUAGUUUUUAACUAUUACAGUGAGAACUGCCAACUCGUUAUCAUAUCUCCCAUAAUGUAUCUUUAAACUUAUAUUUGAUAAUAAAGUUAAAAUUAGCAUUUGACUUUAUAGCUUAAACUGUCAUGUAAAUCUAAGCAAAAUAUUUUAACUUAAUAAAACUGUCACAGAUACUUAAGCUCACCUUACAGGAGCAGUUUUCACAUGUACACUGUUUUUAGUGGGUGUAAGUAAUGCAAAUCAAACAUGUGACAUAAUAGCCUAUAUAUGAUAUUGGUAUUUGUGACGAUUGUCAUUUUAUCUACCUGUAUAAGAAUAAAAAUCGUUAUACCCCUUUUAACUGAACCGUUACAAAAGUCUAGACACCAUAAUUAAAAUCUGAUCCAUUUAUAAGUUGCAUUAAAACUGGUAAUAAUGUGAGAGGCCAACAUUUUUAGACCAUGUUUUUUAUCUGUCUAUGUGAGUCUGGCAGUGACAUUUCAUUAUGGUCUAAAAGUUUCAACUCAAAACUUAUGUACGGUAACUCAUAAAGAAAUUUCAUUGUUCAUUUGAAUGAGUGUAGAAUUUAAGGACUUGCAACCAAACCCCAAUUGUAAGUAAACUGGAAGUUUGUAUUCCUUCCAAAAAUAAUCACAGAGCUUUAGAUAGUCUGAGGGUUGAAAUUUACACUGAGAAUUAACCAGUUUCAUUGGUUAAAAUAUCUCUCAAAUUUGGUUAUUCUUGCGUUUAAAGCUCCAAUUUAUUCAUGCAAUGUUAAUUUUUAUUUUGAUAGGUAACACUAUACCUAAAUAUCUCAUUUAAUUUUUUUUUCACAAACUAAUUAAAAUUAGAUGUUUAUUUUGUUCGGAUAUAAAUAGUAUUGAUGAUCUACAGACUCUACACAACAUAAAGAUCUAACUUCUUCUCGAGUUAGCUGUUAUUAUUGGUCUUCACUACGUAAAGAUAUAACUUCUUCUUGAUAAGUUAGCUGCUCUCUUUGAAGUUUUAUUUGAGAUCUUAUUAUUGGUUAAAUACAUUAGUGCCAAAGAAAAAGCAUCCCUUCAUUGGCAAGAUUGGGAUUCUUUCAAACACCACUUCCAUAUACAUAUAUGUCAUCAAGUGUCACCAAACAUUGAUUAAUACUAAUGGAAAAUCUAUGCUAAAUUGCAUAUUACCAAAGUUUUUAUAAUUUCAAUUUUUCAAGUCAUAUUCUUUCUAAAUCUAUUUUCUUUUUGACUUGUGAAAAUAUUUUAUUGUUUGUAAAUAUUUGUGUGUCAACAUGAACAACCUGAUAGAAUAAAUCAGUAUAUUUCUCCUGUUUUUGGUAAACAUAGUCGAUUAAUCUGAAGUGUGUGUAAGUACACAGUCAGGUUAAUUCACUUGUUUGUUUUGAUAUCAAUAUACAAUCAUAUUGUUUGCUAGAUUAAUGAAAUUUAGAGUGACAUCUAGUAAUAGACUAGAGUAAUUUACCUUGACAUAAGUGUAUAUUAUACUAUAUUAAACUUCAAAAAACUUUGUUUGCUCCUAUACCGAUAGGGCAUUAUCACAAUGGGGAUACCAUAUGGAUCUGCUAGAUGAUAUGAUGUAUUAAAGUAAUUAGACUUUGUGAUACUUGUCAGCUUCAGUAAAUCAUCAACUUUCACUAUUAUAUGUAACCAAGCUUGUCUUAUACAGUUUUAUAGCCAGCGUGGGUGAAUUUACUGUAUAUCCUGAUUAGCCCCUGUCCAUGACAAAUCUCCAUGACAUAAUUAUAAUAUUGCAUAGUUUUUAGAAGAUAAUAAAUCAAAUUGCUUGAUUUUGUUAAAAAUAUUAUUUAAACAAAAUGAUUAUCUGCAAGUAUAAUCAUUGGAUAAAAUGCUAUAAUCAUUUUAGACAUUUUAUUUUCAUUUUUAUUUAGCUGAUCAUUUUGUUUGGUAAAUGUUAAAAUUUGGGGUACAUUAAUUUAUAUUUAAAUGCGAUAAGUUUUGAAAAAAAAUGCACCUAGAUUACAUGUAAAUUUUAUAAUAAUUUUUUUGGGGGGUAUAUUAACUUAUAUCUUACAUAUAUAUGCACAUUGUGUUUACAAACAAACUGGUUUUGUCCUUGCUAAAACAAUGAAUAAUAAUGUUUAUAGAUUCAAAUUAUAGCACUUUGCAUCCUGUACCUAUUGUAAUUGCAUAUUAAUGUUCCGGUUAGUUAAGUUAUUUAUUACAAUCCAUUUGUUACCUUUUUUCAUAAUUUUGUUUUUAUUAUGUUUUUCUUUUGUUGAUGUACAGAUAUAUAGAAUAGAUAUGAUUAUUUUACAUGACACCAUGUACAUGUAGUUCUGUUAUAUAUGUUACUAGUAAUUUAUUAAUAAAACUAUAAAUCCCUUUAUGAUAUAAAACUGUGAUAUUAAUAUACAUGUAUAUUCUUUUGAAAUAAAUAAAUCUUUAAAAAAUA